AAAAGCGGCAUACGCCACAUAUUUUGCUAUGAUUAUGGUGGCUACGAUUAUGAGCUUGAGCCAAAAAUCCAGGAACGGUGUUUAGAAGUUUCCACCCGGUGCGUUUCAAAUGUGACACAGGAGUCUGUGCACGUGGGCUUGUGAACGAUGCUGUCAAAAUUCCAGAAUCGUCAGCAAGCUGUCUAGAUAGCGCAGUGAAGGUUAUGAAGAGAUGCCAAAGAAAGGCAGAAGAUUGAAGAAGUGUGAUGAGGAGGAGGAGGAGGAGGAUGUACCUGUCAAGCAGAUGAAGAUCAUGAACAGCUCCACCGCUCCGCUGUGCUUUGACUCGCCGUGUGAUUUCUUCCAGAGUCUGAUCAGUCCGGUCGGGCUGGACGAGUUCUUCCAGCAGUACUGGGAGCAGAAGCCUCUGGUCCUGCACCGGUCCGACGCGGCUCUGGCCUCUUAUUACCGCUCCCUGUUUCAGCUGUCGGACGUGAAGCAGCUCUGCGCUCGCGGCCUGCGAUACGCCACGGACCUCAACGUCUGCCGCUGCAUCGACGGCAAGAAAAAAGUGCUGAAUAAAGCAGGAAAAGUCAAGUUCAGUCAGCUGAAGAAAGACUUUGAGGAGAAGAAAGCCACCAUACAGUUGCACCAGCCGCAGAGGUUUAAGGAUGAGCUGUGGCGCAUUCAGGAGCGGCUGGAGUGUUUCUUUGGGUCGCUGGUCGGUUCUAACGUCUACAUCACGCCUCGCGGCUCUCAGGGUCUCCCACCGCACUAUGACGACGUCGAGGUCUGUGAUCUGGAAACAAGUUCAGUCAUGUCUGCUGCUCUCAUCUGUACUGUAGUGCUGAUCCUUCAGCUGGAGGGACAGAAACACUGGAGGCUCUACCAGCCCACCGUCCCUCUGGCCCGCGAGUACAGCCUGGAGCCCGAGAACCGCAUAGGCCCCCCGACACACGACUUCAUCCUGCAGGCUGGUGACUUACUGUAUUUCCCCCGAGGAACGAUCCACCAGGCGGACACUCCUUCAGACGUGGAUCGAUCCACACACCUCACGCUCAGCGCCUACCAAAACAUGUCGUGGGGCGACUUCAUGCUGGACGUGAUUCCCGGCUGCGUGUUUGACUGCAUGAGGCGUGAGCGCGGGAUGCGCAGCGGUCUGCCUCGUAAUCUCCUCACGUCUCCGAGCAUCGGUCCUGAUGUUAAUAAGCAGCUGUGUGCAUUUCUGCGACGUUUGGCUGAUGAUUUAGAGUGGGACAAUCAUGAGUUGCGCUCCACUGCUAUGAAAAGAGACUUCAUCUCAAACCGACUGCCACCGUACCUGCUGGACCAGGGCGACGUCGAUCCCGUUGGGAAACCACCGUCGAUAGAGGACACUGUAUGUAUCCGGUUUAAAGAGCAUCUUCUUCUAACGGUGGAGCCCAGUCAAGAGAACACUGACGAGGCCACAGAGCUGGUUGUAUUUGUGUUACAUUCUUUAAAGAACAAGAGAGAAACGCACAUGAUGGGAGCAUCUGAUGAUGAUGAUGAUGAUGAAGAAGAAGAGGUCAUCUCACAGGGUCUGCGGUUCCCUCUGACACAUCUGUCUGCGCUGAAGCAGCUGCUGCGCUCUGAACGCGUCCCGGCUGCGCAGCUGCAGCUCACGCAGGAUGAAGAUAAACUGGGGCUGAUGCUGGGACUCUGGAGCGAAGGACUGCUGUGCAUCUGCCAAACAUCGUAAUGAGUCGUUGCUUUAUGUCGUGUAUAUCUGUAAAACAACUGACACACUAUCAGCUGAUCCUUCUGCAUGUGUGUUUGUGAACAAACUGCAGCCUUACAGCGUCUGUGUUCAUCAGAAAUGGUUACACACAUCUCAGAACUGGAAGAAGUUAUGUAAGCUAUGUAUUGUAGCUUAAGGCUGAAUAAAAUGUCAUGAGUCA
Molecule: messenger RNA, 1898 nt
Organism: Ctenopharyngodon idella (grass carp)
Lineage: Eukaryota; Metazoa; Chordata; Actinopteri; Cypriniformes; Xenocyprididae
Gene: riox2
Product: ribosomal oxygenase 2
Exons: 10
Coding region: 212-1699 (495 amino acids)
Cellular component (GO): nucleolus
Molecular function (GO): histone H3K4 demethylase activity; histone H3K36 demethylase activity
Source: RefSeq, a predicted model, not a curated record